This is a messenger RNA of Amoebophrya sp. A25, 5174 nucleotides long. NCBI's taxonomy places the organism in Eukaryota, Dinophyceae, Syndiniales, Amoebophryaceae. The record is from the annotation of a GenBank genome assembly.
AUGAGGCAAUAUCAGCCACUAGCCCCACUUCAAUACCAGGAGGAGGUGGCCAACUCUCUCAGAGCGGCGCCGGUGAUGUUUUCUUAAACGUCAAUGAUGGCACGUCAGGUUUGUUUGAUGCCGAUGAUGAAAAUGAAAAACAAAUGAAAAGCGGGGGACUGCUGGCACUUGGUGGAAAACAGGAUCUAGAAGACAAGAUCAAAAAUAAACAGCAAAUAGUGUUGAAGAUGAAAGCAGUAGAUGAAGAACAAGACGGGGAAGCUACGGAGGACGAGGUAGUCGGGGUAAAGAAAAAGUCUUCUCGCAAACACGUUUCGUCUCAUGCGGGUCACAUUGGAGUUGUUCCAAGCGGUGCGAUGGCAGCAGUAACAGCUUCUUCGACCUCGAGACAAACCGCUAGAUUUAAAUCGAAAAGUAAGCGCGACGUUUUCCUGGCGGAAUCUAGUGCUGCUAGUACCUCCUAUCAUGACGAAACGAGCACUGCGGCUCAGGAUUCUGCCUUUUUGUCAACGUUGCAAGAACAGCUCGCUGACAGUCGAAGAGACGUGUCGCUUCUUUUAAGGCAGGGCCAUCCCACCUUUCCCUCUUCCAUAUGAACUAAGUAGGUACAGUUCACACGACCUUACAGGAUAGAACUACUUGCUGCCAACUACAUGCAUGAAGAUGGGCGGCAUGGAAGACUACAGCAGCUAUGUCUGUAGAAGAAAACAAUAGCCCUAAUGUUUCGGGCGCAGGGGUUCGAGACUACGAAGCUACUCGCAGCCUCUAAAAAGGCAACGCAUCGGGCUCGUGGUCGUUGCGAAGAACUACAAGGUGAAAUCGAGAAGCUCAAAAAUGCUGCGGAAGAGCGGAGUCAGCAGCUUGCGGUGGCGUCAGAAGAACGCAAAAAAAGGGAAGAGAACCAAGAACAACGGACACGGCGUGCCGAGGCGUAUGCAUCGCGCGCAGCAAAAGAAACAGAACACUAUGCGUCAAACUUCUUAAUUGGAGUUGGAGAGAGCAGUUGGACGAGGUAGUUGAUCUUGAUUGUCAUGCAUCUAAAAUGUUCUUGAUGAUUUUCUCUGUGUGAGCUCGUUAUUUUCACUAUGUUCAAUUUCUCCCUCAAGCUGAACCUGCUGAGCCUGAAGCUCGUGUUGUACUCUUAGUAGAUACGACGAGAUUGAAAUUAAUAUUGAUGGUGAUUACUUGUUGCUCCUUGAGCAGUUGAAACCAUCUUAAUUUCUUUUUCUAAGAAACCCUCCGGCAGUGGGGAGAGAAGAUUCUGCGACAGCGAAGCAUGGUGGAGCGCUUCCUGGUCGAAGCUUUGAUGGAUGCUGAGAUGACGAAAGAGGAACCAAUACCAGUGCAACUACACCUCAGCACCGAACUAGAGGAAAUCAAUCCACCCCACCGGACUCCUACUUCUCCUGAGGCGACUUCCAUAGCAGAAGCACAUCGUUCAGUGAACACAACGCUGAACAAGAAUAUGAAUCGAAAGAUGAUAUCAACGGAAGAAAUGCGAUUUCCCGUCAAAGCAUCUGCCUCUGCGAUAAUAACACCACGAGCAAGUGGUGAGCCAUCACCUCCAGGACCAGCAUCAACCUUGCUGGAACUCGAAGACGCGGAUCGAGGCGGCCGAGCACUUGCAAUCAAGCACAUGACUAGUAGCACAAGCGGGGGUCACAGAAAAAAUGCUGAGGAAGAAGAAGAGCAUCUGAGUCUUCGUCAAGUCGGUCCUUCGGGGGCGGUGUCGCCACGGCAGGGCGCCGACAGCACAAAAGAUUCAACAGGAGUCAUUAAAAAUGGUGAUGAAAAAGCUCCAUUAGUGGCCUUCAGCACAGUAUAUCGAAAGCGGCUCCAGUUGACCAUGCAGGGUGAACUCGUAACAGCGGAGCCGUUACUGGUCGGCGACAUGCGAGAAAAUCUUCGAAAAUCCAAAAUAAUAUUGAACCAAGAGAUGAACAAGAUAGAAGAAAGCCAACGCCAAGUGAUGAUCGCAAGUAAUAAGGAAGGAGAUUAUAAUCAUUCCCAUGGUGCGAGCGUUCAAGACAGCUAUCUUCGCAACCUUCUACUUGGCGAACACGUACCUCACGCUGAAAAUGGGUUAUCUUCAACACGCGCGCACGACCACCAGCAAAAGCAGGACGAGAACAGAUCGUCAGCACCUGGUGCGCGUCUUUCCCGAGGUUUGCUGGAUCGCAUAUGGACUGCAGUUCGUGAUCGUGCUGCGCUGAUGGCGAGUAGACAGCAGCGAGGAGGUCAAAGGAUGGACGAGCAGUUUGCGUACUCGAUCGUCCCAGUUUACUCUUGCCAAAACGACGAGGACAUGAGCUAUGAUCUCCGUAUUACGGAGCAGGACGACGACCACGACUUGAACACUUACCAACAACACCAAGAUUGCCAAGGUGGGCGUGUGCACGACUACAGCGACGGUUCUUCAGGUGCAGGAGGACUCUCUGUCAGAUGUUCAACUGCGGGCUCUGCACCACCGCGUUCAGCUUCAAGGAAGACACAGCAUAAAAUGAUAUCUGUUGACGACCACGAUGAAAAUGCUAGAGCAGCUCUUACACGCAGCAUCAACCAAGCAUCAACAACUAAAUCGGUCGGGGAAGGUGCUGAACAAAGAUCAUCGUAUCCAUUUUCGUUAAGCGGAUCGGCACUGUGCUUGCUUCCACGCCCGAGUUCCGAACAACGCUCUGCAACCGCACAUAUUGGAGACACAACCGGCAAUGACAGGACGUCGAGGUUGAAUAUGCGAAGGCGACCUCAAACGUCGCCAGACGACCAGUCGUGCAAUCGGAACGCGACACCCUCUGCAGUUUCAACGACAUUGAAGAACGAUGGCAGAAGGAAAGAGCCUGGUGCUGCUACUGACAGGAAAGAACAACCGCAUGAACUUGAAGGCGAUAGAUCUGGUCCGAGCUGCAAGAAACCCUCCGAUGAAUCGAACGCAGCACCAGCACAUGACAAACGGCUUCAAAACGUGACAAAUUUUUCGUUCGAGCAAUGCGCCAAUACAAACACGACUUCUUGCUUAGCUGGAGGGGCGUCAGCAGCUAUCGAACCCAGGACCCAUCCCGCCGCACCGAAGCAUUCGCCAUCACCAAAAGAUAGUAUGGCGAAGAAAAUGUACAACUAGUACUAGUGUAGUGAGAGAGAUUAGAACAGGACCACAGAAUUGGAAAGGCGUGAUCAUAUGUUAUGUCGUUACAUAGUAUUGUCACUGUGCGUGGAUCAUGAGGAGGUGGACGAAACACUCGUAAUAAAUAUAACAGGAGAUAUAAAGUAGUAUAUAAAGUAGCAGUAGAUAUAAAGUAGCGAGGGUCCUUCUCUCUGGUUGUGGGUUUAUUUGGUGAACCGGUACCCCAUAGCGAAUAAACCUGUGCACACAACCAGAGAGCUGAGCACUCACCGGAGGCGUUGCACAGGGCUCCGGCCUGCCUUUGAAGGUGAGACCUAUGGGGCUGACAGGACGACGAUAGCGCCGGCGCUUAGUUAGUUUUAGCAGUUAGCAGGAUACUUUAGGAUACUUGUUGAUAGUCGCCCUUUUCUCUUUUAGAUCUUCCUCUGUCUGGUCUGUCUUUUUUCUAGUUAGGUCGGCUCCACCACAAAUAUAACAGGAGUCAUAAUGUCUCUAAUCCAGCACCGGGAGCUACAUCAAGCCUCUUGAUAGGGAGACGUCGAUUGGUACUUCGUAAUGCGUUGGGGAGCUAUGCUGCGCGGCGCGACCCCGCAUCGAAAUUCGAACUGGGAGGCCUUGUCGCAGCAACAGACCCGGGCAGGUCCAGUCCGGCGGAGCAGCCUAUGAGCUCUCUCUUAGCAGCAGGUUUGGAAGUAGACGGGCACCAUGAAGUGGAGAAACACGGUAAUCAUGUGGAGAAGCAGGACGUUGUGAAUGAACAAGAAGGAAUGCCUGAUGAAGAUGAGGAGCAGGAAAUGAAUGGCGACGCUCCUCCUGUCAGCGCUUCAAUCGGACGAGAGCAAGCUCCUCAGGAGAAGACAACGACCCCUGCAAGCGUAGAACAAGUUGCGAUGGAGAAGCGACAGCCAGGAGUAUUUUGUGUGGGUUCUUCUACGUUUGUUACUGACCUCGCUGAUGUAGAAGAAGAAGAAGCGCAAGGCGGUGGAGAGUUUGUCGCUGUUGGGCGUAAUAACCAGAAAGUGUCGGACGAGGACAUUAUUCUUGGAAAAUCGGCACUCGUCGCGCAUGAAAGAGCACAAGAACCAAAGAUAAUCACGAGUGGGACAGUUUCAUUAGCAUCGCCUGCUCACUCUUCUCUCUCGACGCAUCCUUUCCGUGCGGAGCAAGAGCAACAACGAGUCACCUCAGAUCAAGUCGGAGACCACAGGGCUCCCGCGGACCUACCUGCUCGAACGAGGGUCGUGGACAAUAGAAGAAGCGAUAUGCUGAACAAAGAAGUUAAUGGGAAGUGGACCUGGUCGGAGCGGGAGUACAUUCUUCGCGUGGUGCUAAGUCGGAUUCUAGAAGAAUCGAAGUCGGCUAGAGUAGCGAUGAAUCAGUUACGCUUGCGCAUCGAUCGGAGCAAACCUUUUGCGUGUCAAGGCUUUCGACGUCGCAAUGCAUACUUCAAGAAGAGCUGCACAUGCUACGGCAGCUAGUUUGUUUGGUAGCUUGUUGUAGUGGUACAACGAACCACUACCACUUGUUUGAACUACUAUGAUCACCAGACCAUGAGAAUACAUGCAAUACUAGAUUGGAGGAGCUUGUUCCUCGUCCGUGAGAUCAUACUGAUCGACUGAAGAUUAUUGAUUUUGAAAUCGAGGUCUAAUUACUUUCGGCAAAGGCGACACGCCUUUCUUUACCCAGCGAAGUCACAAAAUCUCAAGAGCAGGCAUCAAAACCGGAGGAUGCCGAUGCUUGCAGCCCAUCAAUAUCAGGCACCGGUAAUAAUACUACCGGACCCUCCAGGCCUGAUGCUAGUGAGUCGGGGAAGCACGAACAUAAUAAUGACCACCUUGAUUUUCACGUGCAUUCUUAUGCGUUGCGGUCCAAAAACAAUGAGAGCCAACCUACGGAACCUCGUAUAGGAAAAGGCGAUCCAGGAAACGGUGAUGUAUCAGCAUCCCUGCGAAAAGUAUCAAAAAGAGAACCAAAACGUCCCGGGCAGCUCACCUCUGCAGAAAUGCUGACCCACGUUCUAGCAACGAUGAAUAUGAGUGCGGACAAGAAGUAA